CACAGCAAUUGAACACGCCGUUUAAACUCGCGAGCGCUCGCGAAUGAUCACCGUGGUCUUGUGCCUUCUCCCGAGCGAAGCGAGACGCGUAUUUUGUUUAAAACAUGGAGCCGAAGACGAGACACGGUUUUCCCGUUUCAAGAAUACGAACGAUCAUGAAGAGUUCCCCCGAAGUAUCAUGUUUAGGCCAGGACUCCGUCCACAUAACCACCAAAGCUUCUGAACAAUUCGUGGCGCUGCUGGUACGUGAAGCAUUCAAGCACAGCAAAGACAAGAAGACAGUCCAGUACUCGGACCUGGCCGCUGUGGUGGACUCUCAGGACCGGCUGGACUUUCUAAAUGACAUAAUCCCACGAAAAGUGAAGUUCAAGGAUUUCCUGAAAUACCUCAAAGAAACGGAGGCAGAGGAGCAGGAACGUGAGCAGCAAGCUGAGUUAUGAACAGAAGAAAAGACUUUGCUUUAUUUGCUCAUUCUGUUGUGGUGGUGCAAACAGGAAGCAUGUAUAUUUAUGUCUCGCAGUUGUCAGUUAACCUAAUAAAGCAUUUUGCUUUCCUUU
Messenger RNA from Ixodes scapularis (black-legged tick), 557 nucleotides. RefSeq names its product chromatin accessibility complex protein 1 (gene Chrac-16). The record is from RefSeq and is a predicted model, not a curated record. Bases 105 to 440 code for a protein of 111 amino acids. Gene Ontology annotation, molecular function: protein heterodimerization activity. The transcript has 3 exons. NCBI's taxonomy places the organism in Eukaryota, Metazoa, Arthropoda, Arachnida, Ixodida, Ixodidae. Gene Ontology annotation, cellular component: nucleus; CHRAC.